AAGCCACUUGCAGAGAGAUCCAAUGGCGGUCCAAGUGACGAGCUCCUGCCUUGUGACUCCCGAGAAGGAGACCCCCACCCAAGCCAUUUGGCUCUCCACCUUGGAUCUCUUCCAGAUCCGGGCUCACGUCGCCACCGUCUACUUCUACAGACCGCCCGCCACCGGUGACCCCGCCGGCUUCUUCUCGCCGGAGGCCCUCAAGGCUGGCCUGCGCAAAGCCCUGGUGCCGUUUUACCUGUUUGCCGGCCGGAUCGGCACCGACCGGAACGGCCGGACCGAGAUCAAGUGCAACGGCAAGGGCGCGCUCUUCGUGGAAGCCAAGUCGGAGGAGCUCACCGUCGAUAAGUUCGGAGACUUCGCGCCGUCGCCUGAGUGCAGGCGGAUGCUGGUACCCAGCGUGAGUCCUGACGACGGAGACGACGCCGUCCCUCUUCUACUGCUUCAGGUCACGUACUUCAAGUGCGGCGGAGUGUGCCUGGGCGUCGGCCUGCACCACUUGGUCUCCGACGGCGUCGCGUCCCUUCACUUCAUCAAUGCGUGGUCGGACAUCACCAGGGGCGUCGACCUCGCGGUGCCGCCCUUCCUCGACCGCACCCUUCUCCUCCCUCGGUCCCCGCCGUCGGUCCUCUUCCCCCACCACGAGUUCAAGCGGUGCCCCGCCGGGCGCAACGCGUCCGCCGACAAGCCCGCCGUGUCCACCGCGAUCCUCGCGCUCUCCGCCGACCAGCUCGCCGCGCUGAAGACCGCGUGCGCCAAGGUGGCGUCGAGUCGGCGCGUCACCACCUACGAAGCGGUGGCCGGGCACGUCUGGCGUCGCGCAUGCGAGGCCCGCCGCCUCGACGCCGGACGCGAGACCCGCGUCUACAUCACCACCGACGGCCGCCGCCGCCUGAGGCCCCCGCUGCCACCGGGAUACGUCGGGAACGUGAUAUUUCCGACCGUCGCGGUCGCGACGGUCGGGGACGUGACGUCAGAGACGACCGCGGACGCCGCCAGUAGGAUCCACCGCGCCAUCACUCUCAUGGACGACGAGUACUUGCGGUCUGCGCUGGACUUCUUGGAGAUGGAGGAGGACGUGAAGAGUCUGGGCCGAUGGGCCGGCAACUUUACGUCGGCGGAUCUCUCCAUCACUUGCUGGACGUCCCUCCCGAUCUACGAAGCCGACUUCGGCUGCGGGCUGCCGGAGUUUAUGGGGCCGGCGACGAUGUUCUAUGGCGGUCUGUGCUACAUUAUGCCCAAGCCGCCGGCCAAGGCGGGGGGCGUUUUGGUGGCCGUCUCACUGGAGGCGGAGUUCAUGGACCGCUUCAAGGAGCUCUUCUAUGACACCAACGCCGAGAAGUGAGAAGGAGCACAACUGCAGUCCGGUUUGCUUAUCUAUGUUGUGAUGAAUGGAAUGUUCUAUGA
This is a messenger RNA of Musa acuminata AAA Group (dessert banana), 1404 nucleotides long. RefSeq names its product shikimate O-hydroxycinnamoyltransferase-like. The record is from RefSeq and is a predicted model, not a curated record. The transcript is spliced from 2 exons. Gene Ontology annotation, molecular function: acyltransferase activity, transferring groups other than amino-acyl groups. Lineage: Eukaryota; Viridiplantae; Streptophyta; Magnoliopsida; Zingiberales; Musaceae. Bases 23 to 1342 code for a protein of 439 amino acids.